AUGUCCGUUGUCGAUCGAGUGACUGCUGCCCGCCAUGUUUUAACUGGCGAUUUCAUCUCCAAAGCUGUAUGCAAAGCGACCAACCAUGAUAUCAUCUCACCCAAGAAGAAACAUGUCGAUUAUUUGAUCCAGUGUACCCAUGGACAAAAUGUGGAUAUUUCUGUCAUGGUGGAUACCUUAUACGAGCGUACUAAUAAUACCAGUUGGGUGGUAGUUUGCAAGACAUUAGUCACUCAUCAUCAACUCUUAUGCUAUGGCAAUGAGCGUUAUGUCCAACACGUAGCUUCUAGAACUGCUAGCUUCAACCUGGAAACUUUCUUAGAUAGAAGUGGAAAUCAAGGAGAUGAGUCCAUUAAUUUACCGCUUUACUAUUGUUUAGGAUACGAUAUGUCACUGUUUGCUAGAAGAUAUGCCAAAUACCUCAAUGCAAAAUCAUACUCAUACCGUAUGAUGGCUUAUGAUUUUUGUAGAGUUGAACGAGGGUAUGUAGAAAGGGUUUUAUUGGGACUUGAUACUUUACAGUUAAGUAAAACUUUGCCUGCACUCGAGCAACAAAUUGAUUCCCUUCUUGGAAUGGAGAUCACGGUUGGUGAAUUAAGCAAUGGCGUUAUUUCCAAUGCCUUCUUCUUAUUAUUCAAGGAUCUUGUACGGCUAUUUGCUUGUUAUAAUGACGCAAUGAUCAACCUAUUAGAGAAAUAUUUUGAUUUAAGCAAAAAGAGCUGUAAGGAUGCAUUAGAGUUUUAUAAAAAAUUUGUUGUCACAAUGGAAAAAGUUAAAGAAUUUUGGAAAAUAGCUGAGGAUCGUGGAUACGACAAAGGGGAUAUUCCAUAUCUCAAUUCUGCACCUGCAAGCUUACUCGAGGCCCUAGAGAAUCAUUUUUACGGUCUAGAUAAAAAAGGAGCCAAGUACGCAUUCACUCAAACUUAA
Messenger RNA from Trichoplax adhaerens, 927 nucleotides. RefSeq lists its product as uncharacterized. NCBI's taxonomy places the organism in Eukaryota, Metazoa, Placozoa, Uniplacotomia, Trichoplacea, Trichoplacidae. The coding region runs from base 1 to 927 and encodes 308 amino acids. The record is from RefSeq and is a predicted model, not a curated record. Gene Ontology annotation, cellular component: clathrin-coated vesicle; clathrin-coated pit; extrinsic component of presynaptic endocytic zone membrane. Gene Ontology annotation, molecular function: 1-phosphatidylinositol binding; clathrin heavy chain binding; phosphatidylinositol-4,5-bisphosphate binding. Gene Ontology annotation, biological process: clathrin-dependent endocytosis; synaptic vesicle budding from presynaptic endocytic zone membrane; clathrin coat assembly. The transcript is spliced from 10 exons.